Messenger RNA from Labrus bergylta (ballan wrasse), 3736 nucleotides. RefSeq names its product phospholipase C, delta 4b (gene plcd4b). Gene Ontology annotation, biological process: release of sequestered calcium ion into cytosol; lipid metabolic process; phosphatidylinositol-mediated signaling. Gene Ontology annotation, molecular function: calcium ion binding; phosphatidylinositol-4,5-bisphosphate phospholipase C activity. The record is from RefSeq and is a predicted model, not a curated record. Lineage: Eukaryota; Metazoa; Chordata; Actinopteri; Labriformes; Labridae.
CAGUAAGAGCUGAGAGAGAGAAGGGAGGGGAGAGGAGGCAGAGCCAGAUUUCUUUUCAGACACUCCCAUUCUUUUAAUGUCUGAGCUCAGCUAACGGUCCCUGGACUCUCCUUGGGUCUGGAUCUCUCCAGAGUGACACACCACAUACCUCCCUGGACCUCAUUUCAAGCCAACCAUCCAGGGUCCUACCCCUCUGAAUCUGAAGCCCUCCACCUCUGGAGGUCUGACCUAUAACAUCCUUAGUGCGGCCUUUACUUUAGCACAUCCAUUGGCAUGAUUCAAGAAUAGAGAUGGAUACUGAAGGCCCACGUGUCCAAGAUGACCCAGAUAUCAAGGUGAUGAUGGCGGGGUCGACUCUGAGAAAGGUGAAGUCCAGGUCGUGGAAGAAGCAGCGACAUUUCCGCCUCCUGGAGGACGGUCUGACGAUCUGGUACAAGUCCAGAUGGGCGGGGAUGGGACACACCACCUUCUCUAUAACCGAGCUGGAGGCCGUGCGAGAGGGACACCAGUCAGAGGUCCUGCUGAGCAUCGCUGAAGAGUAUGCCGCUGACCUCUGCUUCACCUUGGUGUUCCAUGGUCGCCAAGGCAACCUGGACCUGGUAGCUGACUCUCCAGGGGAGGCCCGGGCCUGGAUCCAAGGAGUCCGCAAACUGAUUCACAAGGCUGAAACGAUGGAUGAGAAGGAGAGGCUGGACCAGUGGGUCUGGGACUGGUUUCAUAAAGCCGACAAGAACAAAGACGGGAAGAUGAAUUUCAAAGAGGUGCGGAAAUUACUGAAGAUGAUGAACGUGGAAAUGAAUGAGGAACAUGCUCUGCACCUCUUCACGAUGGCUGAUAAGUCGGAGAGCGGCGCUCUGGAGAUCGAGCAGUUUGUCCACUUCUACAAGAUGCUGACUCAGAGGGAUGAAGUGUGGAAGGUGUUUCAGGAUUACUCUGGAGAUGGAGAGAAGUUGAUGCUGGACGAGCUUGAGAUCUUCCUGAGGCUGGAGCAGCAGGAGGGAGACAAAAGUUGCCGGCACGCCCAGGAACUGAUUGAUCGCUACGAACCAUCUGAAUCAGCCAAGAAGCAAGGCGCCAUGUCUUUUGAUGGCUUCCAGAUGUACCUGUGCUCACAGGAGGGCUCCAUAUUUAACCCUGAGCUUCGAGAUCUUCAUCAGGACAUGAGCCAGCCGCUCAGCCACUACUUCAUCUCCUCCUCACACAACACCUACCUCCUGGAGGACCAGCUCCGGGGACAGAGCAGCCUGGAGGCGUACAUUAAGGCCCUGAAGAGAGGCUGCCGGUGUGUGGAGGUGGACUGCUGGGAUGGCAGUGACGGAGAUCCCAUCGUGUAUCACGGUCACACUUUGACGUCCAAGAUUCUUUUUAGAGACGUCAUUUCAACGCUUAAAGAGUACGCUUUCAAGGUGUCACAGUUCCCUGUCAUCCUGUCCCUGGAGAAUCACUGCAGUGUGGAGCAGCAGACAGUCAUGGCCAAACACCUCACACAGAUCUUGGGUGACACACUGCUGACCACCCUGCUGGAUGGGCAGGUCCCUCAACAGCUCCCCUCUCCACAGGAGCUGAAGGGGAAAAUAUUGCUGAAAGCCAAGAAGAUCGGCGGUCCAGGAGGCUCUCUGGAUGACACCCUGACAGACGAAGUUAGCGAUGAUGAAGAGACGGCCAACAGUGAUGCAGAGACUCUUUCUUCAGAUGAACCACCUGUGAACCACAAUGCAAAGAAGUCAAAGUCCAAAUUGUCCAGGGAGCUGUCAGACUUGGUGGUUUACUGUAAGAGUGUGCACUUCCAUGGCUUUGAACAUUCCCAUUUACACGCCAAAUGCUACGAGAUGUCCUCAUUCUCUGAAUCCAAGGCCAAGAAGCUCGCCAAGGAAGCAGGAACACAUUUUGUUCAGCACAACACGAGGCAGCUGAGCAGAAUCUACCCCAGUGGCCUCAGGACGGACUCCUCCAACUACAAUCCUCAGGAUAUGUGGAACGUUGGCUGUCAGAUAGUGGCUCUGAACUUUCAGAAGGCCGGUCUGGAGAUGGAUCUGAAUGAUGGACUGUUCCGGCAGAAUGGCUGCUGCGGCUUUGUCCUCAAACCUCUCUUCAUGAGAGACGCAAACACUCUGUUCAGUCCAGAGAAACCAGAGGAGCGGCAAGGCAAACCACUGCGCUUAUCCAUACAGGUGAUCAGUGCGCAGCAGCUGCCAAAGGUGAACCAGAAGGAGGGCUCUAUAGUAGACCCUCUGGUCAGAGUGGAGAUCUAUGGAGUCCCACAGGACCAGGCCAGAGAGGAGACCAGUCACAUUAACAACAACGGCUUUAACCCAGUGUGGAACGAAACUCUAAAUUUUGUCAUCCGCUCUCCUGAGCUGGCCCUGGUCCGCUUCGAGGUGGAGGACCAUGACAAGGCAUCCAGGAACGACUUCAUCGGACAGUUCACUCUACCGUUUACAUGCAUCCAAGCAGGAUAUCGCCACAUAAAUCUGCUCUCCAGAGACGGAACAGCUAUACCUCCCGCCUCUGUCUUCAUCAACAUCAGCAUCUCAGAGCUCACGUGAAGAGGAAGAAAAAUCUGACGCUUUAGCCUAGAUGGGUUUCUGAAGAGAAAUCAUAAUUGCUGAAUUUGAUCCCUCACCAAAUUUACCAAGAAGUAAGAAAGAAACCUGGGGGCCGUAUUCACAAAGCUUCCUAUGAAAAGAAAGUGAAGAAAUGUUCUUCAAACACUGAAUAAUGAACAUUAUUGUUGGAUCAUAGUUGGGCCGAACAGACAGAAAUGAUUCAUGCAGACAUAUAAAUCCAUCUAUGACUUUAUUCAGUGCAAAGUGAGACAUGCAUGUUGCUGAUGUAACGAUCAUCAUGUGAAGAGGCUGCUGCUCAAGUGUUUCAAAAAUAUUUUGUAGGCUAAAGCACGGCUAACAAUUUAAUCAGCAGAGAUGUUCAUUUCAUAAUGUUGCCUGGUUUGUAGAUUCUAUGAUUGGGCCCAAUCAAUUUAACUGUCUUCCAUGGCCAUUAUCCCCCAAGAGAGCACUUUUUCUAAUAAUCUUUUGGAUCAAACAAUGAAAGCUACUGAAAGGUUUUGUCAUACCUAGCAACAAGGCCGACAACACCUCCUAAACGUUUCUGUCGCUGUUCCUAAGUCACUCCUAAACUAGGAGUCCUUGCUAUUCAAGCUAAGUCAGAAGCUCGCUGAGAGGAAUCUCAUCAUAAUAUUUAUGAAUACGGGACCUGAAGGACACAGGGACGAUCAAUAGAGUCCACUUCUAAAUAUGUAGAAUCCGUGUUGAAUAAUAACUGCCCCUAUUUAUUUCUCUUCUAAUGUAAUAUGUUUGCAAUUCUUAAUUCUGUCAAAUUGCAAUGAAAUGAAGGAACAUGAGAGAGGGGUUGCUGCAUGCCUUGAAUGCCAAAAUAAACCUUACUACCUUUUAAAUGACCUGUAGGCUAUAUCCUGAAAUAACAUUAAGCAACUUUGAGUGUAUGGUUCACCGUUUUACUAAUAGAGUGUAAAACAAUCGCCAAAUACCAGUAUUAUUAUAAACAUACUGAUCUGAAUUCCCAUCUCCAACAGUAGGUGGCAGCACUGUCUACGGUGUAGCGUGGUCAUUGAGUUAUAAAAUACUCCCAGUUUUGCAUCACGUUGUUUAAUCUACAAUGAAGUGCCUGCUGUACAAAUGACAAACAGUUGUGUUGUGUAUUAUGUAAAUCUGUGUAAACAUAGGCCUGUAAAUUAAUACAAUACUUUUUGCUCUUG